AAACACGUGUUCGCAUUGUUUGAGCUUUAAUUUAAAAAAAACGAAACAGCCUUAACCUCUUCCUUCUCGACACUUUACCUUAUUGUACGCUGAAGAUCCUAAGAGCCCCUUCGACUCAUCUCUUCCGUUUCAACUGCUCGACAUAGCUCCCCCACAGUAAUGGCGUUUGGGCAGUUUGGUUUCUCAAGCGUCCUCCCUUGGUUGCUUAUAAAUGCCGUGGCAAAGCUAUUCAAUCAAUUUUCCGCUUCUGCCAUCUUGGUGCAUAAGCUGCGGCUUGGAAGAUUGUUUGCAACUUUAGCUCAACGUGUUUCGUUUGGAGACAUCACCAGAUCAUCUCAUCUCAUUCUUCUUUAGAGUUGCUUUUUGCUUCAUAUCAACAUGAUAUGAAUAACCAAGAAUGAGAGUAUUUGCUGACUUAAAUGUAAUAUUCAUAAUUGUGUUUAAAGCCUUGGCCCAUGGUGAUAGUAAAACAAUCUCUCAAAAACUAUAUAUCUAAAAUUUGCCAUCAUAGUACUCUGUCAUUAUACUAUUAUAUGGACUAUAGAGUAGGUGUAUGACAACUCUUAUAAAUUUCUCUUGAUGAGCAUAAUACAGGACAUGCCUAUGUUUAUUCGAUUAAAGUGGUUAGUAUGAAAUAUGAAGACAAUCAUGAUGAUUCUCAUUUUCUGAAAGAAGAAUCCAUCCAGUAACAAAGUUAUCCUGACCAAAAGAUUUUAUGUAUAUCCUAUCUUUUUUUUACUCCGGGGGGUCUGGGGCUGAUGGUUGAAGUAAUCAGGGCUGAAACUCACUCCAUUUAGUUUCAAACCCUUGUGUGCCUAGCGGGUUUCGAACGCGAGACCUCCCACUAGGCACGGUAACCUCACACGGGUUUCAAACUAUCUCUUUUUAUAUUAUCUUUUUUAUCAUAGCUUAUCUUUUUAUCUUUCUUAUCUUUCUUUUUCUAUUGAUUUCGAUAUCAUGUAGUGACUCAUGUUAGCCAACCCCAAAAUCUUUUGGGAUUAAGACUUGGAUGUUGUUGUUGUUAUAAAUCUAUGCUCCAGGCUGCCACAAUAACGUUCUUACGAGAGUUUGUCAAAUAACCAACAUCAUGAGUGAAAUGUUGUUUUUCAGUAGAAAAGAGGUUUCUUAAUUAGUCUACUAAUUGAGAAUUUAACUUGCUUUUAUAUGUAACACACCUCAGUAUGAUAAUAUAUGAAUCCAUUUUAGCAUUAUACCACAAUUACUUAUUUGUAUAAACUAUAAAACUCCUUUAAACCAGUAACUUUAAUGCUAAAGACUUUCUAUCCGCAGAUGAUUAUAUACAAAAAAUGAUAAUGUUACGAAAAAGUUUGUGCUCAACAGAAGAGGGACUGUAAAUAUUUUUUCUUACUUGAGAAUGCCACUUCCUUGAAGCUGAAUUUUGCUGUUUAUAUUAUUAAAAAUGGAGGCCCUAAGCACUACCAAAUUUGGUCAUUUGGUAUAUGAUACAAACGAGUUAGGUUUAUAUAUCAUAUAUAAUUUGUUUUAUCUCAUUUCUAUGAAGUGUAAAUUUGCAAUCAUGUUACUUAAAUAGGGAUUCGUAGUUUACAAAUCCUUGUUGCUUAUUUUUAAAAAAAAAUCCGUCUACCCAAAAAAUAGAAGGAACUUGCCACAUACCACCUUCCUCUAAUUCAUUCUCUUGGCUUAUGAUAUAAAAGUUUAAAUAUAUAACACUUUUGCAUUUAAAUAGUUAUAGUGCAUGCACAAAAUGAAUACCACACCUUCUAACACUCCUGAGAGUAGCCGACUUCAGAAGAAUCAAAGACGUAGGGAGAGAUAUGCUUCAAACGAAAGCCGUCGAGCAGAGAUGAACUUGAAGAGGAGAAAUGCGUAUGCAUCAAUGGACCCUGAGAAGAAAAGAAAGAUGUUAGACGAUCUAAAUCAACGUCGUAGAAACAAAUUUAAUGCAUCUAUCCCGUUACGAACGGAAGACGCUCGUUCGGGUAUGAUUUGACAUGAUUUAAUUUGUCCAUUUCGUUUGAAUUGUGUCGUGCAAACGCACAACUAACUUGAUCUUUUCCUACUAUUUUUGGAUCCAUCAAUGUCAUGCUACUUCAAAUUCACAAACACGUUCAAACAAUCGUAUGAUGACAUACCCUUGGUAUGCAACCAAUGUCAUAUGGUUCUUCGCUUCAAGAUUCUAUCGAGACGGAAGCACCAAAUAAUGUUCCUCCAUUCCAUACAAUUCAUGAAGAAAUAUCACCACAUACUCCACAAUCCGGAGAAUGCUCCACACAAAAUAUUGUUCACAUGCGGCUUCCAGAACAAAGUUUUAUUCUUAAAGAUUGUCUGCCAUGUCAAUACUGCGAAGCUAUUCGAUUUCAAUAUGAGCCCCCUGGUUUUUGCUGCUCUACUGGACAAGUAGUGUUGGUGUCGAAUGAAAUGCCGGCCCUUCUCAAACGGUACUUUUGUGAAAAAGAUGAAGCGGCUCGCCACUUUCAAACAUGUGUUCGAACAUAUAACAACACAUUUGCAUUUACUUCCUUAGGCAUCCACAACUAUGAUAGGGAAUUAUCAAAGCGGAACAAGGGGAUUUAUACGUUCAAGGUGCAAGGUCAGAUGUACCAUUUUAUCAAUGAUUUGAUACCGACCGACAAACCCCCCAAAAAUCUCCAACUUUAUUUCUUCGAUACUGAGCAUGAAAUCGAAAACAGAAUCAACGGAGCUGGGCGCAUGGAUGCAUGUGUUGUAAAGGACAUUAUUAGUGUCCUAGAAAGCAAUCCGUACUCACAAUUUUUUAGAACUCUUCAAGAUGUAUCAAGUCUUGAAGAUUAUAAUAUUGUGAUACGGUCAAAUACACAUGUUGACCAACGCGUGUUCAAUAAACCAACUGCCUCUCAAGUAGCUGCAAUUUGGAUAGACGAAGGAGAUUGUGGCUCACAAAACAGCCGUGACAUAAGAGUGUACGCAAAAAGUGGUAGAUCACACUCUGUACAAUAUUAUUAUGGCUGUUAUGAUCCAUUACAAUACCCUUUGUUGUUCCCAAAAGGUGAAAGUGGUUGGCAUGAAGGAAUACAAAAAUUCCCUAAAAAACACACCUAAUCUCUCGCACAUGUCCACAAUCUCUACACCUUAAUCAAUUUUCCUCCAUUGACGCUUUGUUUGAAAGUGAGAAUUUCAAUUCUGCUCCAACAAAUAAAAGAAACACCGUCUCCUGUAGAGAAUACUACGCUUACCAUUUUCAAAUUCGACCAAACAAUGACUCUGCAAUUCUCCAUUCUGGUAGACUUUUUCAGCAAUUCAUUGUGGACAUGUAUAUUAAGAUUGAGACACAAAGGUUGGACUAUUUCCGAAUACAACAACGUGAUAUUCGAACCGAAAGCAUGCAAGGGUUAAUGGAUAGUAUCGCCAUGGGAGAAACAAAUGCUUCAAAUGUUGGGCAGAGGGUAAUUCUACCACCUUCUUUUAUUGGGGGACCCAGAGACAUGCGUAGGAGGUACAUGGAUGCAAUGGCUUUGGUCCAACAUUACGGGAAGCCAGACAUUUUCCUAACAAUGACAUGUAAUCCGAAUUGGCCUGAAAUUAAAAACCUUUUGCAGCACAAUGAUGAGGCUCAAAAUAGACCAGAUUUGAUUGCAAGGGUGUUUCGAGCAAAGAUAGAAGAACUAAAGGUUGACCUCAUAAAGAAAAAGUUGUUAAGUGCAGUAAUUGCAUAUACCUAUGUGAUUGAAUUUCAAAAAAGAGGCCUCCCACAUGCUCAUUUCUUAUUGAUACUAGGGAGAAACCAUAAGUACCGUACAAGUGUUGAAAUUGAUACACUUAUCAAUGCUGAAAUACCAGAUCCAGUGGAAACACCAGCAUUGCACUCCUUAGUGGCAAAACAUAUGAUGCAUGGUCCUUGUGGUUCCAUUAACCCUGACAAUCCUUGCAUGACCAAGAAAAUGGGUGUCUCAGUUUUCAAGAAUAAAUAUCCUAGAGAUUAUUCUGAGACAACAAUAUUGGGUGAUAACUCAUAUCCCAUUUAUAAGCGUCGGCGAAACUCAAGAUGUCUUACAGUACGGGGAAAACGUUUGGAUAAUAGAUGGGUCGUCCCUUAUAACCCUUAUCUAUUGUCAAAGUAUGACUGUCAUAUUAAUGUUGAGAUAUGUGCCGGUAUCAAAUGUGUCAAGUACAUUUACAAAUACAUUUACAAAGGCCAUGAUCGAGUUGCAAUCAAUUUAUGUCCUGGGGAAGAGAAUGAUGCAAUUAAUGAAAUUGAAGACUUCCAAAAAGCUCGGUGGGUGUCCCCUCCUGAAGCUGCCAGGAGAAUAUAUGCUUUCUCCCUUUCAGAAAUCAAACAAUCUGUUGUACAUUUGCCUAUUCAUUUGGAGAACUACCAAUAUAUGAGGUUUGAUAACAAGAAAAAGUUCUCUGACCUUGUGGAAAGUGAAUUGAGCCAAAGAACAAUGUUGACUCAGUUCUUUUCAAUGAACACAACAGAUGAAACAGCUAAGAGGCUAAAUUUGUUGUAUGUCCAUUUUCCAGAGUAUUUUUUUUGGGUCGAGAAAGACAAGAAAUGGGCUCCACGUAAGAAAAGGGAAGUGAUUGGGAGGCUUGUGAGUGUGAAUCCCGCGGAAGGUGAUAGGUACUAUUUGCGGUUGUUAUUGAUGAAUGUAAAAGCACCAAAGUCAUACGAACACCUUAAAACGGUGGGUUCAGAUGUCGCUGCAACUUUUAGAGAAGCUGCACAAAAGUUGGGGUUAUUACAAAGCGAUCAAGUCAUACAACAAUGUCUGGAAGAAGCAAUGUGUUGGCAAAUGUCUUUCAGCUUUCGUAAACUAUUUGCAACACUACUUGCAUUUUGUGAUAUUGCUCAGCCACGUGAAUUAUGGCUGCAAUAUAAAGAACACCUAUGUGAGGAUCUACUCCGGUUUUCAACAAAUAGCCUCGACGCAGAAUACACUUGCCUCCUCCAAAUGAACGAUGCACUUGUAACCAUUGGAAGGAAUAUCAAUGAUUUUUCAUUGGUCCCUUUUCAUAUUGGUAUUACGAAAGAGCAAAGAAUUCAAAAGGAGAUAGAAGCAGAACGGAGUUUGCUGCCUAAUGAAGUUGACUUAUUAGCUAUUCAAUCGUUGAAUACACCUCAACAAGCAGCAUUCGACACAAUCAUAAGUCGUGUUCACUCUGGUAAUGGGGGAGUAUUCUUCGUAGAUGGGCCGGGCGGUACCAGAAAAACUUUUUUGUAUCGAUGUCUCUUGGCAAAAGUACGAUCAAAACGUGAAAUUGCACUUGCAACAGCAACCUCUGGUGUUGCAGCUUCACUCUUGCCCGGUGGCCGAAUAGCCCAUUCUAGGUUCAAAAUACCGAUAAACACAGAUGAUAGGUUUGUGUUCAAUAUCGGAAAGCAAAGUGCUGAAGCAACAUUAAUAAGAGACUGCAAGUUGAUUUUGUGGGAUGAAGCAACAAUGGCCAAUCGGAAAACGAUCGAAAAUGUUGACACCACACUGCGAGACAUCACAAAUUGUGAUAACAUAUUUGGCAAUAAAGUAGUAGUGUUUGGAGGUGAUUUUCGACAAACCUUGCCCGUAAUUAGGGCUGGGAGCAGAAGAGAUUUAAUUGCAGCUAGCUUAGUCAGAUCAGAAACUAUUUGGCCAUCAGUUGAAAGAUUAGUGUUGACCCAAUAUAUGCGAGCUAAAGAAGAUCCAUCUUUUUCAGAAUACUUGAUGCGAGUGGGUAAUGGAACCGAAAAAACUAUUGUCGGAGAUUGUAUUGAAAUUCCAGAAUCAUUUCUUAUUCCAUACACAACAGAAACUGAAUCUUUGAACAGGUUGCUUAAUAUCGUGUUCCCAAACCUAAACGAAUUCAUCAAUGACCCAUACCCGAUGAUGAAACGAGCAAUACUGACGACCAAAAAUGAAUUCGUCGAUGACCUAAAUAACACCUUGAUCUCCACCAUGCCCGGUGAAGAGAAAUGCUACAUUAGUUAUGAUGAGUUGCUCGAUCGAUCUUCACAUCAUGAGUAUGCAGACUUCCUACACACAAUCACAUUAUCUAGAUUACCUCCCCACAAAUUGGUAUUGAAAAAAAAAUGCCCAUUAAUUCUACUGCGGAACCUAAACCCAGCCGAAGGAUUGUGUAACGGGACCCGCUUAAUAUGUGAUGACUUUCGAGAUCAUGUUAUUAGUUGUUUCAUAGCAUCGGGAGAACACAAGGGCAAACAUGUUUUCAUACCAAAAAUACCCCUUGAGCCUUCAAAGGAUGACAAUUGUCCGUUUCCAUUCAAGCGACAUCAAUUCCCCAUCAAGGUCUGCUUUGCUAUGACAAUAAAUAAGGCACAAGGGCAAACAUUAGAUUUUGUUGGGUUGUACCUAAAAGAACCAGUCUUCUCGCACGGUCAACUAUAUGUCGCAAUGUCAAGGGUAAAAAAAGCAGAUUGUUUAAAAGUGUUAAUUUGCAAUAGCUCUUUAGACACACACCAUACAAAUAUCACUCAAAAUAUUGUGUAUCAAGAGAUAUUGAAUGAAGCAUGCAAAGCUCCUACAACCAAAUAGGUUAGUCCUACACAUUAUGUGAUUUUACUACAAUUGUGUUGCCAUUAAAUAAUUCUCACAAUGUAUACAUGUUGUUAUGGCAAAAGCACUUGACUUAGUGGACAUCACCCCACGAAUGAGAGGAUGGAGUUGUGAAGUACGUAUUGUGAAAAAAUUCGAUGAAAAGUUGUCAAGCAACACACCUGGAAAACGUUUCAUGCAAAUCCUGCUCGAAGACAAACAGGGAAUCCGAGUUCAAGCGGUGGUUUUUGACAACGACAUCCCAAGAUACAACUCCACACUCCAUCUUGACUCCUGCUACACCAUUUCCAAUGCGAGUGUCAAACCUCAACGCCCUAAUUACAGUGUUCCAGAUGAGAGGUACAAGUACACAUGGAUAUUAAGUGGUCGUACAGUCGUCCAACCGCUACGUGAUUCAUCUGCUUUCAUCGAUGCAAAUAACAAAGUAUACAACGCUUUCUAUGAUGUUUACCGCUGCAUGAAAUAUGGAAUUGAAAUCUCACUUAUGGGCGUUGUGAUAGACAAACUCCCAAAGGAAGUCAUUCCCACCAGUAAGGGUGAUAAACAUAUCAAGGAGAUUGUGUUGGUCGAUGAAAAGCUGAAACCAAUAGCACUGACUCUUUGGGGAGAUUUUGCUGAUACUGAGGGAAGCGAAAUUGUCAACUUCCUGAAUGAGAACGAAUACCCCAUCAUAUCUAUUGAAAAUAUAGGUGUCACACCCUUCAAAGGUAUUUCAUUGUCCACAAAACCCCAUUCUACAGUAACAAUCAAUCCUAUAUCUUCAAGAGCUCAACAAUUGCAAAAGUGGGCAGUUGAAAAUCGUCCUACUCUUGAUGCACUAAAGAUAUGUCGUGAAUACAAUAACGUUGCAAUUAACCUUGCAAUUCCAGUCGUUGCUGAAAUUUCUAAAAUAUCUGAAGUACCUCCAUCAAUUGAUCUGACGAAACCCGUUUGGAUUCACGGCAAAAUCAAUCUGCAACUUGAAGGUGAUAGUCUUUGGUACAUGGUUUGUAGCAACUGUUUGAAAACAAUUUAUGCAGAUUCUGAUACAAGGUUUUUUCGCAUGCAUUGUGGUACGGAGGAUGCAAUUGCUACUCCAAGAUCCAGAGCGAAUGUCUCAAUCACCGAUACUACUUCAACAAUUGAAGCCUCGGUUUUUGGGCAAUGCGUGGAAAAACUUCUGCUCAUGACUAGCAAACAAAUUAUGGAAGUAGAGCUACAGGGUAAGAAGGCAUCAUUUCAAUAUGCAAACAAGCGCUUGGAUAAGGAAGAGUAUAUUGUACAACUGAGGUCACAAGCAAGUACUUAUCAAACCAACCAAGGACCGUCCUACACCAUAACAUCUUUGCAUGAUGCAUCUCAUUACAUUGUCACAACCAACAUUGAUCCAUCAACCCCUCCUUCAUCAAAGAUGAAGCUCCCACACUCAGGAGUAGAAGAUUCGCCUAUUGAUUUGAAGCGGUAGAGAAAAGCUUGAUUACUUAUCACCAUUACCCACUACUUCUAUUACUCCAACUAUUUUCCUAGAACUAUUAUUUUAAUUUUCUUUCAAACGCUACAGCCCAAUACAUAUUUGACUACUUCUUUGAUUAAAACAUUUUUGUGUUUAUUAUGUUUGUUUUAAUAUAAAACGCAAAUACAUACUACUGUUUCAUGUAAAUCUCACUACUAUUCUGUUUAUUAUAAUCGUGUUGUCUAUUUUAUUUUCCCAC
This is a messenger RNA of Cuscuta europaea, 8200 nucleotides long. The record is from the annotation of a GenBank genome assembly. Lineage: Eukaryota; Viridiplantae; Streptophyta; Magnoliopsida; Solanales; Convolvulaceae.